GACACGGGUAUUUGCAUCUGCCCGAUCCAUGUUGUGUGUCUGCAUCGCAACAGCGAGAGCGUUUCUCCUGGUGGUAGAGAGCGGUGCUAUUCCCGGUGUGUUUUGAGAGAAGAUGGCUGAUUAUGGGGACGAUACCGGAGCCCGGGCCUUGUUGGCAUUGAAGUCUGCACCGUGCAGCCCAGUCCGAGGGGGUCCAUCCAUGUACCCCCUUUCAUCUAAUGCGAUUGGGAUCACAUCCAUGCCGCUUUCCUCUCCUCCGCGGGCCCUCGCACGAUUGGAAGGCAGGGACUUUGAGUUUGUAAUGCGACAGAGGACGGUGACGGUAGGCCGGAACUCUUCGCAUGGUUCUGUGGAUGUCAACAUGGGCCACUCAAGCUUCAUCUCGCGGAGGCACCUGCAGAUAACUUUUGAAGAACCAUUUUUUUAUCUUCGUUGUCUGGGGAAGAACGGUGUUUUUGUAGACGGUGUAUUCCAGAGAAGAGGUGCUCCUCCACUUCAACUGCCGAGAGAGUGCACAUUUCGGUUCCCCAGCACCAUCAUAAAGAUCCAGUUCACCACGCUCUACCACAAGGAGGAGGUGAAGGAGGAGGCACCUUUGUCCCCAGUGCGACCUCUCUACCCCCAGAUCUCUCCUCUGAAAAUCAACAUUCCCGAUGCGGACUUCAGGAACAUGAUGAGUCCCCUGCCCUCUCCCACAGGAACCAUCAGCGUUCCCAACUCCUGCCCGGCGAGUCCUCGGGGUGCGGGGUCUUCUGGGUACCGGUUCGGACGCAACAUUACCUCAGACCUGCAGCUGGCGGCCGAGUUUGCUGCCAAGGCGGUGUCGGAGCAGCAGGCUGAUGCUUCCGGAGGGGACAGCCCCAAGGAUGAAUCGAAGCCUCCCUACUCGUACGCACAGCUCAUCGUUCAGGCCAUCUCCUCAGCUCUGGACAGACAGCUAACACUAAGCGGCAUCUACGCUCACAUCACCAAGCAUUACCCCUACUACAGGACUGCAGACAAGGGCUGGCAGAACUCCAUCCGCCACAACCUGUCCCUCAACCGCUACUUCAUCAAGGUGCCGCGCUCCCAGGAGGAGCCUGGGAAGGGCUCCUUCUGGAGGAUCGACCCGUCUUCCGAGGCCAAGCUGGUGGAGCAGGCCUUCCGCAAGCGCCGGCAGAGGGGCGUCUCCUGCUUCCGCACCCCCUUCGGCCCUCUGUCCUCCAGGAGUGCCCCAGCCUCCCCCACCCACCCCGGCCUGCUGUCCCCCCAGUCCAGCGGCCUGCAGACGCCCGAGUGCCUGUCCCGGGAGGGCUCGCCCAUCCCCCACGACCACGACUUCGGCUCCAAGCUGGCCUCCGUGCCGGAGUACCGCUACACCCAGAGCGCCCCAGGCUCGCCGGUCAGCGCCCAGCCCGUCAUCAUGGCCGUGCCCCCCCAGCCCACCACCAUCAUGGCCAAGCCCCUGGCCUACAUGCCCGCCUCACUCCCCGGCCACGCCAUCCACAUGGUGCAGCCGGCGCCCACCGUCACCAUGGUCCGAGUCAUGACCACCACCGCCAGCCCCUCCAACGGGUACAUCCUGGCCCACACCAAUGCGUCGGGUGGCCUGCUGGGGGCGGAGGAGAGCGCAGCAGAGCACAAAGGUGGUGCGGGGGAGGAUAAGCCAGUGGUGAGCUACGCGCCCCUCCCCACGCCCAGCCGCGUCAUCCAGGCCGUGGGUAGCCAUGUCAACCCCGGUGGGGCACAGCAGACCUUCACCAUCGUGCAGCAGGCCCCCGUCUCUCUGGGACAGCACCAGCUGCCCGUCAGGCCCGUCACGCAGAACGGCAAACACGCCCUGCCCGUCACCAGCAUCGCCGGACCCACCUACACUAUCACCAACCCUCUUCAGAUCCUGGCUGCGCAGGCCUCCACUUCACCCCCAGCUGUAGUGAACAGGCCCCCCAGUGUGGAGGCAGAGAGGCUGGCCUCGGCCCCAGGCGAGCCUGAGGCUAAGCGGCCUAAAAUGGAGGACGGCGGCGCCGCUCCCGUUCCUCAGCCGGUUAUUGUAGCAGCGACCCCACAGGCCCACGAUUCCAGCCAAUAAAGGAGAGGGAAGAAGAGAAAGGAAAAUGUCCUCAUUAUGUUUUCUGCAACCGCGUAAACCCAAGGUGCCAAACGUGGGGUUGGGAUGUCUCUUAUUGGGAACUUUGAGUACCGCAGUGGCAAGGGCAGUUCAAAUGCAGACAACUGAUUGUAUGAUUUUGACGAAAAAAGAGGUUUUGACUGUGUUUAAAGCCGUAGUUUUGUGUGCUUAAAAUGCAUUAAUCCAUUAAGCCUUAAAAUAAAAAGUGUUCCUACUGCUUUUAUUUUAUGUGGGAUUUAAACAUGAACAUCAUCGGUCCUGGAGAGUGGGAGAGGAACACGGUUCAAUCGGUAUCCUCAAGUAGUGCUUUAACAUGGGUCGGGGUGGGACCAAAAAACAAACAAACAAAAAAAAAAAAAGAAAACCAUGCAGCUAUUUUUACCCAGAUGUUUCUGAAUGGAAGCAUAUUGGCAGGGGAUUUUUUUUUCUCAGCUUCCUAUAGAGCUAUGAAUAGGAUGUAUUUAGCUCCCUUUUUUACUGUCGGCUUUUGGCUCUGAUGCACGCCCUUUCUACAAAAAUUGGUUUGUUACAAAUAGAAGCGACAUCAAGCACAACGAAAAGGGUGCAAAACCAUGAAUACGCAAACUGGGAUUAAAGCUGCUCUUUUCCCAAGAGGAAGCUGUUUAACUUGGUAGAUAAAAAUAAAAAAAGUAUUUUGCUAUCACAGACCAUUAUCAUACUAUUAAUAAAAGAUAGAAAUAUAUAUGUCUUUUAAAUGUCACAGUUUGUAAUUUGUAUAAAAUGUAGAGCAAAAUUAAAUUGGCUCAUUGAAUGUACAAUGUUCUUCUAAUGGUUCAUGAUUUUCAUGUGGCCCUCUCUUCAGUAUUCUUGGCACGGAAGAACAUAGCUUUUAAUGGGGUAUUUUGGGAAUUUUUACUCCCUCGUUUGUAAAUUUAACGAUCGAUUUGAAGGGCAACUCCUGCAUAUCAGAUAUAAUGUGCAGAUCUCCGAAAGCAAUCGCACGCAGUUUGGCUGCGAGCUCUACGAAUCGCAGGAAAACAACACCUCUAGUUAUUUUUCCCCCAUGUCAAAGACAUGUGAUAAUGUCUGUCUGAACAGGGCCUGCUUCUGCUGAUGUCACAGUGUGAUGAAUUCAUUAGACCGUUCUUCAGCGUUCCCUUACAUGGGCGGCCCAACUCGUUCCACAGAAGCCUCGGAUGGGAUACUCGGAUAUAUGAACUGAAAUUUGAACCCGUAUUGGAGAGGGAGACGCUACUGGGACCCAAAAGUGUUUGACCCCAAAUUCAGAUACCCAGAAUGUAGAAGGCCUGGCAGCUUGAGCCAAUGACAUUAGAGAGCCUCUCUGAGAGCAGGAAUAUUAUUUUCAGAGGAUAAUUUGGCAGAAUUUCUUUUGUUUUGUUCUUAAAAUCGCUUUACUAAUAGUCUGUACGUGGCUCGAAUACAUUGCUCAUACACUUGUGUAAUAAGCACUUGCUAACAUCUGGCAGCAGUUUCUCUUUAACCAAAAUGGAAAUUGGGGGUCAUGUUAUGUGUAGAUAGAAAGAUUCCAACCAAUUUUAUUUAGUCAGUGGCUUGCCGAUAGGAAUAUGGUAUAAUAUUUAGUGAAAGGAGGGAAGUGGACACAGCUGAGAUGUCAUCAUGAGAUGUGCGGUAGGGCUUGGAAAACUGAUGAAAAUAAUUUUCUCACCGAGUGCCUUAAUUCUCUCAAUAAAAUAACAAAUGAAUGUAGUAAAUGUUUUGUAAUUUAAUAGUGUGUACUAUUGAGCAGUAUUUUAAAAAAAGGUAUUAUUGCUAAAUUGUUUUGAGACUAGCCGUUCCCCGUCCAAAUAAAUAACGUUGGUUCUAUUAUACGUAUCGAUUGAAAUCGGAUGCUGCAUGGUUGCGUCAUGAAGGCGAUGUGCAUUGCCAAUGCAGUCAACCGCAAAAUGGCUCCUUUCCCCUGCACUGCUACACUGCUACUCACUUCAUGAGCAAAGCCUUUCAGAAGGAAUAUUCAAGUUCAGAGAAGACAGUUUCUGGCAUUGCUAGGCGACGCUCCUCUUUUUAAAGUUUGUCAGGCUAUUCAGUGACCUGGGUUCAUUUACGGUUACUAGCUCUGCUGCUUGGGUAGCUGUAAAUCUAAGCGGUUACGAUCAUUUCCCCCUCAGUUUCUACAACGUAAUCCUCUCUUCCCUGAGUAAUAUUUAUUUCAAAGAUGAAACUACCAUAGAAUAAUAAACCCACAGUGCUGAUUUGGAGCUAUGAUUUGACGUAGCUAGACAACCGUGUUAGACAGCCCAUUGCAGCUCAUCAGUAAAACUACUGGUCUUUGCCUGCUUUUUGCAAUUUGUCAGACAAAAAUAACAAGGAGAGAUGCAUUAAAGUCCUAUUUCUUUCUCUGUUGCUGGUUUAUGGGGAAAACAAACUUUGGGAACUACAUUUUGCACACACAAGACGUACAUGAAUUUAUGUGCAUAGUUUCUUAUUUUGGGGAUAUAAUAGUAAUUUGUGGUGGCUUUUCCCCCCCUUAAAGCAGCCUCGUUUCAGUACCUUAUGACAAAUCUGGGUUUUUGGUUUUGCUGUUGAUUCUACAUUAUGUAAAAUUCAUCAUGUUUCCUCAAAGCAAGUUGCAUUCUCCUUUAUAGCUAUCUUUUUCGCGUUGUGUUUUUUAGCUAUCAUUCAGCUGUCUUGCCUUAUUCCAGUGAACAGGAGAUGUUGUUCGUGUUGUGACAGCAUCUCUCCUGGCUGUGGAAAGGGCAGCUCUGUCUCUUCCUGCCGCCCUACCAUUUCAGAUCUAUCUUCAAGUCAGCUUUACCUCAUGGUCAGAAAAUGCCAGUGUUUUCUUUUAAUGCAGUACAUUUGUGUAAGUGCCUCGCAAGUGGAAGGCACAAAAUAAAACGUAGGCCUCGUCAAGAUGGCUGAGCAUCAUAGGGUUUGUUUGAAGAUGACGCGUGGCUUCCAGAAUUGAAUGGAAUCAAUUUUUAUUUUCUCUUGUCUUUCUAUUUUUCUUUUUAAGUGUACAUGUGUGUCCUCCAUUAACAGACAUGCAAUUUAAAAAGAGAUGGCAUACAUUCAAUUAACUUCUCGCAGAGACAACACUUAAUUUCUGACUAACUGGAAGAAAUGAUAAGUCUGGCAUUUCAAAGGCACUGGAAGUCCAGUUUUAAUAGUUAGAACUCUGCAAGGACUUUCCCCUUCUGUUGUCAUCACUCGCACAUUAAACCAGCCAGUGAGGGCAAGACACCCUUGGUGUCAUGGCACAACAUAUCCUUUCAGUAGUGGUUGCACUACUUGAGAAAAGGGUGAUAAAUGAGGAUACUGGCCAUGUCUGUCUGUGACCAUACCUUUUUGUAAAUGGACUAACCAGGGGAAGUCUCAGAAGUGUUGAAUUAAAAGAAUUUUAUGAUCGGGUCACUCUGCCGCUGUACCUGUUGCAUACAGGUACUGGGAAAUGUGAGAAUCGGUGUCAACAACCCUGCACAAUAUUCUCAGAAAAUACUGUGGGACAUUUACUGAAACCAACACAAACCUAUAUUCCCUUUCCAGUCGCACCGUAAACAUGGAUAGUGAGGAAGUUGUGGUGUAUGGAAAUAUCCACAUUGUGAAAGUAAAAUGACUUUUGGAGACUAAAGCUUUCCCUAUGACAGACAUUGGCUGGAAAAAUCAGACCUGUAUUUUGUAAUACUGUAACCUGUGUGAUUGUUUUGUACAAUUAGAAGGUAAUUUGUCUCAGGUGGCCGUCAAUCUAGCAGGUUUGAAAGUCUGGUUCUGUUUUAGGGACAAUUAAAUUGAGAGAAGUCAUUUUUAUAUAUAGUUGUAUUCAUUGUCCCUGGUGAAGGGUACAUGUUAGAUGGUAUGAUUUAAUGGUUCAUGACAGCCUGUCCUUCUACAGUUCCAAUACCAAAGCACAUUUCCCCAUCUGCUUUCAUUGACUAAUCCUGUUGCUUUGAAGUGUGUCAGGUGAUGCCCAAGUGGGAAAUCUUGAGUGGAAUUAAAUUCCUGGUAUGUCACAUUUUGAUUGAAGGCAUCCUUUUAACAUCGAUCAAUCUUCUGGCAGAAAAUCUCUGCCCGAUUUGAGUCUUUUUCACUUUUACUCAUCAGUUAAUGUUGGAACUGGUAAAGUAAUGAAAGCCUUGUUUGAAUAAUGCAUUAUUAGUUUGUGCACUAAGCAAAUGACUCAUGGUGAUACAAGUCUUUGAGGGUCUUAUCCGUAUUCUGCACUUGUAUCUAUGACAAUGGCUUGGUACCACGGUAAGGGGCAUUUCUCAAUUUUAUUUUCUGCUCAUCUGUUUUUCUAGUUUUCUUUUUCUGUUUUUUUCUUUGUUUAAAAUCUACGUCAAAAAGUAUUUUAAACUGACCCCUCUGUAAAUGUAAUGCUGAAUUGUCUGUUUGCUUUAACAAACCAUAUUUGAUAAUCACUGUUUCCAAUAUUUUCUUAACCCUUGCAGCAGGAAUGUAGUUAGAGCUUAUCUGUGUAAUUGUUUUGUUACUACGGUUUUGCUGUACCAGGAGCAUCCUCAGUAGACUGAAAUACACUGUCAUUUCAUCAUUUCGCCUUGUAGUUAUAGGAAAAUCUGAACUCUACAAGUCUAACACAGCUUAAAAGCAUUUUAAGCUCAUGUGUAUGCUGACUGAAGGAACAUUAAAACCAUACAGUUGGUGACACGUUAUUCAUUUCUAGAACCUUCUGUCAUUUGUCUUGUGUAUUUCCUGUACUGCUCUUGUUAUCAGGCAGCAUGUGAAAGACAUUGUUGCCUUUUCAUCAGUAAACGUAGAGGAGUACUGUAGCAUUGUUAAACUAGACAUGGGCCGCCUUUUGUGGUGUCCUAAGCAAUGUUUUCCUUUGAGGUGCUGACACCAGUCCGUGUACAUGUAGAGACAAUAGUUUGUUGUGAACAACAAUGAUUACAAAUACUAGAUUUAAGCCAUGUCAUGUUUCAGUGGGUGGAAGCGCUGAAAAUUACCCAGUGAAUAACUGGUUUGUGUACGACCAAGCCACUUACCCUUUUUUUUCUCUUUAAUUUCACAUCAGUCCUGUAAAGCUAUGACAGUGACCCACAAGCAUAGUUAUCUGCAUUUGUGACUAGUCAUUUAUAUGUAGUUGAAAUUGUGGCACCGUGCGUUGUGGGAUGGGGCACAUACACUGGUGACAUCCUUAAAGAGACCCUUUUUAAACCACUGAUUUCUCAAUACAGAUUUUACAAAAAUGAGAACAUUGUAUUUUCUGUAAAGGUAAACGAAAGCAACCACAGGACCAUGUCUUCUAUCAGGAUGUGUACAUGGAAAAAAUAAAAAUUGGAUUCUAAAA
This is a messenger RNA of Conger conger (European conger), 7355 nucleotides long. RefSeq names its product forkhead box K1 (gene foxk1). The transcript is spliced from 9 exons. The coding region runs from base 113 to 2068 and encodes 651 amino acids. Lineage: Eukaryota; Metazoa; Chordata; Actinopteri; Anguilliformes; Congridae. Gene Ontology annotation, molecular function: RNA polymerase II cis-regulatory region sequence-specific DNA binding; protein binding; DNA-binding transcription factor activity, RNA polymerase II-specific. Gene Ontology annotation, biological process: regulation of transcription by RNA polymerase II. The record is from RefSeq and is a predicted model, not a curated record.